GAAAAAAUGACUAAAAUUAUAUCAUCGAUUACAUUGCGGCUCGAAAUUGGCUCGCGUAAGUUCGUUUCCAAGAGUUAUCGAUAGCGUAGCAACGCUUAUUAUAAGUAACAGUGACUCCGCUCUUGAAUGUGAUUUUUACAUUAUGUGUCUAUGCCUUGGUCCUGCUAAAUCUGGCAAAACAUUUUUAAUGAAGCGUUUGCAAGGAGACGAAAUGGACGACGCCACGCAUACCGUUAACACCAAUGGCAUAAAUCUGUUUACCAUAAAAAAUAACACCGGAGAGUUUGACAUGAUCGUUAAAGAAAUCGGUGGUGAUAUGGCUCCAAUAUGGAAGUUUCAUUUUAACAAGAUACGAAACAUUAUUUAUGUAGUGGAUGCGAGCAAUCUAUGCCAAAUAAGUUUAGCAGUGGUGCAAUUUUAUUCUCUGUUAGUCGAGCCAAAACUGCGGAAGAUAAAAAUCGCAUUAACACUCAACAAAAUGGAUCUUUCUUAUCGUCAAAUGCGCAACGAAGCCUUAUUGAUGCUUGAAUUUUCGCGCAUACAAAAAGAAGUCAAGCAGGAACUCUCCUUAUUUGAAACUAGCGGUAUGACUGGCCAAGGUGUAGAAGAAUUACGAAACUGGUUAUUCGAUCCAGCCACGCUAAAAGCAACAAUAAACGCGAACAAAUAAAAUUACCAUGAGUAUGAUCGAUUUCCAUUCGUUUAUUCCUUGUAUUAAUAGUAAGUAAUCUUACACAAUCAUAUAUACAAACAUUCUUCGAAUAACUUGUCUUCUUUAAGAUUAAAGUCGCCAUUAAUUCAGUGUAUACUGCAUACUUAGAGCAAAUAAAUGCACUGAGUUUGCACACGACGGAAAGGGAAAGGAGAAGAAACAGAAUAAGGAGGGAAUAUGAAAAUUUAAAGAUGGCGCCAUUUGUGACAGGUGGCGCCGUUUGCGGUAAAAUUUCGAAAAGAAUUAAGGGGUUGCACCAAAGCUCUAUGGCGCCUGACCAUACUACCUUCCGUAUGUAGGCACCGAAGCUCUCGGAUGCCUGAUCGCUUUGCGACUUUCUUCCAGAAAAGUAGGAGUGGAAGAAUUAUCCAUCGUAAAUGGGAUUGGAUGAUGCUAAUGGAUUUCCAUUGGCAAUCCAUUAGAAUCGUCCAAUCCCAUUUACGAGGUUUCUUCUCCGCCACUAGGAGCAGAUUUCGAGCAGAAUCCUUAACACCAUUGGGCACACUAGACACCACAGGACACACUGGCCUUGAUACGAUACCUGGCGUCGCCACGUUAGGUGCAGUCAGAUGACGAUGACUGUGGCGUAUGCGCGCGCGUGUGUGGACUUUCCUUUUCCCGUAUAAAAGUAUGUUAUACUGGGGAACAACCACCUUCAUGCCAGUGUUAUCCCCACUCCGUAUCACCGCUGCCGGUUUCCAUCGCAAUCUGGGCACACAGUGGAGGGAAGAACUCACAAAUGAGACUUGAUGAUGCUAAUGGAUUCCAAUGGCAGUGUCGUCACUACACUCCACCACCCUGUAUUAAAUUUUAUCACUCCACCACUGUUCUGUGACCUAUACCAACCUAUACCAAAGAAAAACACGAAACUGUGUUGUCAACAAGUGUGUGCAUAUAUACGUAUGCACACGCACGUACGGGCGCGCGCACACAUUGAACCAAAUGUUUAAAUCGAAGCAGAAGUAUUAUUCGGUCCAGAAAAUCAAUUAUGUACUUUGUGCUGAACAUUAUGAAUUAUUAAUUGAUGACUUGAUGUCGACAAUCAUUUACACAACGUAUUUAACGUAUUAAUAUCCCUCAAAAGAAGGAAAGCAAUUGUUGUCGACUAAGAAGUUUUUCAAUUUAUUUCAAAUAAGUACUUAGUUAAGUUACGCAAUUAUUAUUUAGUACCAUAAAAAAUACAUUACAUCCAUAUGAAUCUCGAAAUACUCGUAGAAGAACUAGAUUGUAGAUUUGUAUAAAGAAUGCACUCUUAAUGUAUAUUUAAAAACUUCCCGAAAGACUUCCAUGUUCAUAUAUAAGAGUAACUGAAGCAAGUUGUCAUUACUACAUACAGUAUUCUCUCCAUAAUAUAACUGCUACAAUUUCAGGUCUGCCGAACGAUGGUUAUCGUAGAUGUACUAUAUUUUUUGUAGUGUUCCAAUCGUAUAGAAGGAUAACGAUUCAAAAAUCAAUAUUCCUUAUUUUUGAUUUAUCGUCAGUUGAACUUUUACCAUAGUAUUCAUCUUGUUUUUUUCCGAUUAAAAUAACACAAAACACGAUAUGAUUACGAUUAUAAUUACUUCUAUAACAUUAUUAUUAUUAUUGUAACUGCAAUACGUAUGGUGUUGGUUUAAUCAGAAAUACGAAACGGUAAAAGUUUCAUACAAAAGUAUCAAGAAUGAGAAAACUUGUAAUGUUUUGCUUCACCUUGCAUUGGAGCGAUUCUCGCUGGCUCGUAUGAUAAAGAGAGAGAGAGAGAGAGAGAGAGAGAGAGAGAGAGAGAGAGAGAGGCAGAUCUUUUUGACAGUUACGGAGAGAAUACUGCAACAUGAAUUAGAGUACGAGAGCGCAGGUGUAUACGAAUAAAAAAUGUGUCUUCACUGGAAAAGAACAAGGAAACGCGACUUCUUGCUUUCUUGUACUAUCAGUGAUAUAAAUAGAUAAUAGUAUGUACUUCUCUUUCCAUUCUUUCUCAAAUAAUUACGAGUUCUCUUAUUAACCUAUUUAUCUAUAAACUUCUCAAAAUAUAAUAAACUAUACAAAUCAGUGAAAUAUAAAUUCUUAAUGUA
Molecule: messenger RNA, 2763 nt
Organism: Megalopta genalis
Lineage: Eukaryota; Metazoa; Arthropoda; Insecta; Hymenoptera; Halictidae
Source: RefSeq, a predicted model, not a curated record